Megalops cyprinoides (Indo-Pacific tarpon) is the source of this 2352-nucleotide messenger RNA. RefSeq names its product bone morphogenetic protein 10 (gene bmp10). The record is from RefSeq and is a predicted model, not a curated record. Lineage: Eukaryota; Metazoa; Chordata; Actinopteri; Elopiformes; Megalopidae. The transcript has 2 exons. The coding region runs from base 459 to 1934 and encodes 491 amino acids. Gene Ontology annotation, cellular component: extracellular region. Gene Ontology annotation, molecular function: growth factor activity; cytokine activity. Gene Ontology annotation, biological process: SMAD protein signal transduction; BMP signaling pathway.
GAGAGGGAGAGAGAGAAAAGGAAAAAAGACACAAGAAAAGAGAUGCCACAGCGGGACGAAGCUGAGCCACCCUCUUGCCCUGAACGCAAACUUUUCAGAAAAAGAGCCAAAGGAUUGCGCAUUGGGGAAAAGGGAUUGAUAAAAGGGUCGAGCGGAGUUUGCGGCGGUCACAAUUGACACGGAGAGAGCCAGAGGGGAGCAGUGCAGAAGCCCUGCCAAACCUGUCAGCACUGAAGGGUCAACACAUCUGCCAAGCCCGUCCAUGCCCAGUCACAAGAUCAACCUGCUUUUUAACCUUGUAUGAACAAUAAGAAAGUGAGAGGCACCCAGGAGAGGAAAGCCUUCGGUUGCAGGUUUUGACGAUUAUUAUAUGGUCUUUUGUGCUUUUUUUCCCGUUCAUUGGAUUGCACCUGCAGCUCACAGUGCACAUUGUGAAAAGAACCAAUCUCCCCCUGACAAUGACUGCUGCUGGGGUGUCUAGAUUGGGGUGUGUCUACUUCAUGACCAUCUUUCCCUUUAUCCCUCUUCUUGUCCUGUGGCCCCGCUCUGGCCAGGGUAGCCCUAUCAUGUCGCCUGAGGAGCCCCGUCCAGCCCCCGGGCUGGGGGACGGGCACGGGGGUUUUGUGGACCCCUCACUGCUGGAGCAGGAUGGUGAUAUGGACAUGCAGAACCUUCUGGAGACGCUGCGUGGGCAGUUCCUCCGCACCUUCAACCUGACGGGCCUUGGGCCCCCAUCACAGCCCGGCAGCCCUCGCGUGGAGCCGCCCGAGUACAUGAUGGAGCUGUACAACCGCUUCGCCAACGACCGCACCGCCAUGCCCUCUGCGAACAUCGUGCGCAGCUUCAAGAACGAAGAUACAUCUCCUUACAGCGUUGGUGUUGGAGGUGUGAGGAAACACCCUUUGCUGUUCAAUGUAUCAGUCCCUCAUCAUGAGCGUGUCACUGCAGCCGAGUUACGCCUGUACACCCUCGUCCAGAGAGACCGCCGCAUCUACGCUGGGGUCGACCGCAAAGUGACGAUCUUCGAGGUGCGGGGAGAGCAGCACACCACUGAAGGCAACCACAGGAGAAAAAUAGAAGAAGAGGAAGGACAAAAUGGAGAGGAAGCGGUGGAGGUGGUGGAACUGGUGGAGUUAGCAUCGCGGCAGGUUUAUGGCACAGACAACGGCUGGGAGUCUUUUGAUCUCACUGCUGCUGUCAACCGCUGGCAUAAGUCGGACUACGUCACUACCCACAGACUGGAGGUGCACAUUGCAAGCCUCAACACUGAGGGGGAAGGAGGGGACCUGGAGGCAGGAGACCAGGCUGGGGACGAGACCUUUGGAGGAGACAUGGAGAUCGACAUGAGCCCCGAGGCCAAACACAAGCCAUUGAUGAUCGUGUUCUCAGAUGAUCAGAGCGGAGACCACCGGGAAGACAAGCGGGAGAUCAAUGAGAUGAUUGGACAUGAGAGCAUGGGGGUAGGGCUUCAGGACAACAUGGAUCUGAGUCUGAAUGGGCUGUGGGGGGAUGGACGAGGUGAAGGCGAGGAGGACCAGGAUGAAGAGGCUCUCAUGCAAAUGCGCUCCAACCUGAUCUAUGACACCGCCUCCAGGAUCCGCCGCAACGCCAAAGGCAACCAGUGCAAGAAAAAUUCGCUCUAUGUGGAGUUCAAGGACAUUGGCUGGGACAGUUGGAUCCUGGCACCGACUGGCUAUGAGGCCUAUGAGUGCAGUGGAAUUUGCACCUACCCGCUGACGAAACACGUCACGCCAACCAAGCACGCUAUAGUCCAGACUCUGGUCAGCAUGAAGAGCCCACAAAGGGUGUCCCGGGCCUGCUGUGUGCCCACCAAGCUUGACCCUAUCUCCUUGCUGUACCUGGACGAGACUGGUGUGGUCACAUACAAGUAUAAGUAUGAGGGCAUGGUGGUGGCAGAGUGUGGGUGCAGAUAGUACCGCCACCAGUGAGGAGGCAGAGACACUCUUCAAACAGGAGGAGAUUGGGAGUUUUUGUUUUAUUAUCAAAACAAAAUACACAAAAGACUAUACUCAAACUAACCCCUUGCUCAAAGAAAAUCACCACUCCAGGACUUUUAACAAGCUUUUUUGUUGAUUGUUUAAACAAGGCUUUGAAGAAUUAAGUUGCCAUAGACUAACAGGGUCAAAGUUUUAAUUUCAAAAGUCCAAGUCAGCAUCCAACUCAGCUUAAUUAAUUAAUAAGUGGAAUUCAAGGGCUGGGAAACAAUUUGGGAAAUACUUUUCUCUGGAACAGAGGGAGAGGUGAGGUAGGGUGGAGCUGUGAAGGCAUAUUGUAGGAGGAAAACAUGGGUUGGGUGAGGCUGGUACUGUAUGUGUAUUUAUGUAUAGACCG